Theobroma cacao (cacao) is the source of this 2871-nucleotide messenger RNA. The record is from RefSeq and is a predicted model, not a curated record. Lineage: Eukaryota; Viridiplantae; Streptophyta; Magnoliopsida; Malvales; Malvaceae.
CACAAACAAAGAGGGGAAAUUUGGUGAGAACAUGAAAAGUUUAAUGCAGUACCGCUGUUACCACUCGCCAUUUGAUGUAAAACCAAAUGGUAAAUGCGGAACCAAAUAAUAAAGCAUGCUACGUUGUUCGUUUUUCUAUUAUUGGAGGUGAGAAAGAGAAGAAAAUCCUUGUUGUUUAAAGCGAAGGCCAAAGAUCAAGUUCAGAGGCAGAGUUUAACUUUGACCAUGAGUAUUCUUAAGGUUAUCUCCACACUUGUGCUCGCUGUCUCCUUCCUUUCCUUCAUUCUAGCAAAGCCUGAUAGUUAUAUCAUAUACAUGGACUCAUCAGCCAUGCCUAAAGCCUUUUCCAGUUACCACAGCUGGUACUUGUCCAUGCUUUCUUCAAUAUCAGAUACUUCUGACACAGAAAGUGGCAGCGCAGCUACUUCAAAACUUCUAUAUACUUACUCUAAUUCGAUCAAUGGCUUCAGCGCCAUUCUCACUUUAUCUGAGCUUGAAGCCCUCAAGAAUUCUUUUGGGUACAUUUCAUCUACACGGGAUGUUCCUCUUAAGGCUCAUACAACUCAUACUCCUCAAUUUCUUGGUCUAAGCUCAACGUUGGGUGCAUGGACAGCUCCAAACAUGGGUGAAGAUGUCAUAAUUGGCAUACUGGACUCUGGCAUUUGGCCAGAGAGUGAGAGCUAUAGCGAUGAGGGAAUGACUAAUGUUCCCCCCAGAUGGAAAGGAAAAUGUGAAUCUGGAACCCAAUUCAAUUCUUCAUUGUGUAACAAGAAACUCAUUGGGGCUCGAUUUUACAAUAAGGGUUUGCUUGCUAACCAUCCGAAGCUAAAAAUUACAAUGAACUCCCCCAGAGAUAAUGAUGGACAUGGCACACAUACUUCAUCAACUGCUGCAGGCAACUAUGUAAAAGGUGCUUCCUAUUUUGGCUAUGCCUCAGGCACAGCCAGAGGCAUGGCGCCGCGGGCUCAUAUAGCGAUGUACAAAGUAAUUUGGAGAUAUGGCAUCUAUGCAUCUGAUGUACUUGCUGCAAUGGACCAGGCGAUUGAUGAUGGAGUGGAUAUUUUGUCCUUAUCCUUGGGUUUUAAUGUGGAAGAACAGUUUUUGGAAGAUGAUCCAAUAGCAGUAGCCAGUUUUGCAGCCAUGGAGAAGGGUGUACUUGUACUAGCAUCAGCUGGAAAUGAUGGGCCUUUGUUUUGGACUAUAAGCAAUGGAGCACCAUGGUUGUUAACUGUGGGCGCUGGCUCUAUAGAUCGUAAAUUUUAUGGAAUUUUGACUUUGGGAAAUGGAGUUCAAAUCACCUUUCAAACCUUGUAUCCAGGUAAUUAUUCUCUAAACCAAAAACCCCUGGUUCUCCCGGAUAAAUGUGAAAGUGUCGAGGAACUAAAGAAAUUAAGAAAGAACAUCAUUGUUUGCAAGGACCAUCUAAGUAUAAGCAAUCAAGUUGAAAAUGCUGGGUCUGCAAGGGUUUCUGCAGCCGUUUUCAUUUCCAAUUAUUCUUCUUUAUCUGAGCUUUACACCAGAAGCUCAUUUCCAGCAGCAUUUGUUGGCCUUCACGAUGGCCAAACUUUGAUAGACUACAUAAAGCAGAACAUUAAUCCUAGGGGAAGGCUUCAAUUUCAGAAAACAACUAUUGGUACAAAGCCAGCACCAAGGGUAGAUGUUUAUAGCUCCAGAGGGCCAUAUUUAAGAUGCCCCAGUGUUGUAAAGCCAGACAUUUUGGCUCCUGGCGCCGCAGUGUUGGCGUCAUGGUCUCCGAUUAGGGAAGUUACUUCUGUCCGAUCACAUCCAUUGUUUAGCAAUUUCAAUCUUGAUUCAGGCACGUCCAUGGCUACUCCACAUGUGGCAGGCGUGGCAGCACUUAUAAAGAGAGCACACCCUGAUUGGAGCCCUGCAGCCAUUCGUUCUGCCAUUAUAACCACUGCCAAUUUAUUAGACAACACUUUAAGCCCCAUCAAAGAUCCUUCAAGUUAUGACCUUCCCGCUACUCCUCUAGACACUGGAGCCGGCCACAUCAAUCCCACAAAGGUUUUUGAUCCCGGGCUUGUGUAUGAUGCAGCACCUCAAGACUACAUAAAGCUUCUCUGUGCAAUGAACUACACAUCAAAACAAAUUCGAAUCUUUACAAACUCAAGUCACAACUGCAUGAGUCAGUCCUUGGAUCUUAACUACCCAUCUUUUAUAGCUUUAUUUACUGAUGAGCAUUCAACUUCAAAUCAAAAAGUUGUGAAAGAAUUUCAAAGGACUGUAACAAAUGUAGGCAAGGGAGGGAUGGCUUAUACGGCAAAGCUGGCAGGCAUGGAUGGUAUAAAGGUGAUGGUGAAGCCUGAGAAGUUGAUAUUCAAGCAGAGAUAUGAGAAGCAAAGCUAUAAGCUCAGCUUGGAGGUUCCAAAAUCGUUGAAGAUUGAAGUUAUUUUUGGUUAUUUGAGUUGGGUGGAUGAUGAUGGUAAAUACGUGGUGAGAAGUCCAAUUGUGGCCACAGGCGUCACCCCGUAGCCAUAAUCUUGUAAGAAUUGAGUUCUGUUUGCACAUGAAAUGGCUGUUCGCGCCAAUGUGUUUUAAAGCAAGGAAGAAGAUCAUAUGUUGAAAGAGGUGUCUAAUUAGUUUUAUUUUAUGCUUUGUAUUUUGAAUUUUAUUGGUAGUUACUAGUUAGUGACUCUGAAAAAGAAACCAUGUUCUAUGUUAUGCAUAGGUUGACAGUUACCUGAUACACCAGCCAAGUAGUGGAGAGUGGCUCCAUGUCACUCUUCUAUUGUUGGUCCAUGUUUCUUGGCAGUUUUAUGUUAAUGCCCUCUCUCUCGUUGUAAUUGGGUUGACCUCUUAUAGAGGUUGAAUAUGAAAAAAAGUCUGUAGCAGUGUGUUUUUUCAUCUUUC